UUCCGUUCAAAGCAGCCAAAGUUAGGCUAGUGAAACGGGGUUUUGCAUAAACCCUAAAACCUUCUUCGUAGAGAUUUCUAUCUGAAAGCUGAAGCCCUAUCUCCAAUCUAAUGAGAGCUUGUGCGCUCGUUUCGGAGAUAUGGAGGAAGAAGCGAUUGAAUUUGAAUUCAAUGAGGUCGAUGCAGAUUAGUAGUGUCAUGAGGUGCUAUGAAGAUUCUCGCCAGCUUCAUUCCCGCUAUCGUUUCGUUCGAUCGCCGUUUAAGGAGGUAACAAGCCAAGUAUCUGAGCUCCAUAAUUCUCUUACUGGUUCUUCUAUUUACCAGUGUGGAUUCUUUUCAUUUGCUUCUUCUCAAAAUAAUGAAAAUGAAAUUGUCCAACCUGGGAAUAAGACAAGGACUACCGUGGAGACCAACAGUGCUCAUGGAGCCGGACUUCCUGAUAACAAAGUGGAUUCGGGUGCCUCUGACAUAUCCCAAUCUGCCAAAAGAAGGAGAAGAGGUACUAAAAGAACUAAAUUUUCUGAUUCAGAUUCAGAUUCUGAAAACGACCUAUCCAGGGAUGAUUUAGUAAAGCUUCUGGCAAAGAAAGAAGAACUUCUAAACAAAAAGAACAAGGAGAUGGAGAUUAUGCAAGAAAAAGGUCUGAGGAGUUUUGCUGAAAUUGAUGAUGUAAUUGCGAGGACAAAACGAGCAGCAGAAAACUCAAAAAAGUUUGCCAUACAGUCAUUUGCAAAGAGCUUGCUGGACGUUGCAGAUAAUCUUGGUAGAGCCUCAUCAGUUGUGAAAGACAAAUUUACAAAAAUUGACACUACAGAAGACCCUGCCGGAGCUCUACCUCUUUUAAAAACAUUACUGGAAGGUGUAGAGAUGACAGAAAAACAACUAGCAGAGGUAUUCAAGAAGUUUGGGGUGGAAAGAUAUGAUCCUGUGAAUGAACAAUUUGAUCCAAAUAGGCAUAAUGCAGUGUUUCAAGUACCAGAUCCAUCAAAGCCUCCAAAUACUAUUGCUGUUGUAAUGAAGCCGGGAUACACACUGCAUGAACGAAUCAUACGACCAGCUGAAGUUGGUGUAGCGGUGGGUUUCGCCACAGACGAUAAGGAGUCAGACUAGUCAAUGUCUUAUUACUGGUACUCUUGAAAUCGAAAUUUCGAAAUGUUACAUCAGGUUCAACAUAUAUUAUCAAAUGUCUUGCUACCAACAUUGUAUAUUGGCUUGCUUUUUGAAUGUACUACUGAUAUUUAAUAAGAAUC
Cynara cardunculus var. scolymus (artichoke) is the source of this 1249-nucleotide messenger RNA. RefSeq names its product grpE protein homolog 2, mitochondrial-like. The transcript is spliced from 6 exons. Lineage: Eukaryota; Viridiplantae; Streptophyta; Magnoliopsida; Asterales; Asteraceae. Gene Ontology annotation, cellular component: PAM complex, Tim23 associated import motor. The record is from RefSeq and is a predicted model, not a curated record. Gene Ontology annotation, molecular function: protein homodimerization activity; protein-folding chaperone binding; adenyl-nucleotide exchange factor activity. Gene Ontology annotation, biological process: protein folding; protein import into mitochondrial matrix. Bases 111 to 1109 code for a protein of 332 amino acids.